Molecule: messenger RNA, 1068 nt
Organism: Aureobasidium namibiae CBS 147.97
Lineage: Eukaryota; Fungi; Ascomycota; Dothideomycetes; Dothideales; Saccotheciaceae
Exons: 1
Coding region: 1-1068 (355 amino acids)
Source: RefSeq, a predicted model, not a curated record
AUGUUUGUUUCCAACAUCGGUCUUCUUCUCAGUUUGCUUGCGAUUGGCGCAACCGCAUUGCCAGCUCCUCAGAACAAUCUGAAUACCUCUCUCGCCAAUUCGACUUACGGGCCCAUACCCGGAGAGUCGAGAACCUACGUUGACUACAACGGGACCGCCGCUCCAUUUCCUGGAAAUAUCACCGGUGCAAUUCUGCCGACUGAGAGUGGAACCGCAGGACCGGACGAUCUUCUUUUCCAGAACUUGCUUAGUGCAGAAUGGGCAAUCUUCGACUUCUACCAACAAGGCGUCGAAGCUUUCAACAGUUCCUCAUUCACCGAACUUGGCCUGCCCAACACGACGUAUGACCGCGUGAAACAAAUCCGCGACAACGAAGCUGGCCAUUUGCGCAUCUUCCAGGACAGCAUCAGUGCCACCAGCGUCAAACCCGGUGCUUGUACCUAUGACUACGGCUUCAAUGGCAAUGCAAGUGUAUGGCUGGCUCUGCAAGUCAGUCUCGAAGUAAUUAGUAUGGCGUUCCUGACCGGUUUGGUGAGGGAGGCUCAGACUCAAGAUACAAUGAGUGCUCUUGUUGCCAUCGGUGAAGUAGAGUCACGACACAACACUUGGGCUCUUAUCGAUGUUUGGAACCAGAACCCCUUCUCUGGACCUGCCGACACCGUCUUCCCUUAUGCUAAUGAGAUUCUCGACCUCACCGUCCAAUACAUCGUGCCUGGCAGCUGCCCUACCGCGAACCCAUUAUACCCAUUGCCUAGACAGAACUUGCCAGCAGCGACCGCGAUCUACGAGGAGGCAAAAGAAGUCGUCGAGAUUAUGUUCACCGACCCUCACAAUCAGCCUGACUGGUACUCACAGCAGAGAGAUAGACCAUACUAUGCCGUUUACUUCCACGGCGUUCACAACAUCACAAAGCCCUUCGACACCAAGACCAACACGUCUUCUUACCCGACCGAGUUUGAUGCCGGAGAAGGACUUAUCAUUGCAGUGAUCGCGAAUGAGGUCGGCGCACCGUCUCUGGACAGUGUCGUUGCGGGACCAGCUAUUAUUCUCGAGCAGCCCACUUUCUAG